CCAAAAACCAUGGAGUCGCGAGUGUUGUCACGCGCCACCGCCUUCGCCUCCUCCGUCCCCUCCCUCCGUAAGUCGUCCCCGCGCCACCCCGCCGCAGUCUCUUUCGCCGCCUCGCCUCGCCGCCCGAUCGGCGCCGUCAGCGAGGGCGGGAACUUGAUCUGGGGGAGGCAGCUCCGUCCGGCGCUGCUCCUCGAGGCCUCGCCGUCGCCGUCGAGGAGGGACGCUCUCAAGCCGUGCCGUGCCGCCGCCGCCGGGGGUAGCGAUUCCGCCGGAGAAGCGAAGCCCGCUCCGGUCGGGUUCCUCGGGAAGUACCCGUGGCUGGUCACCGGCUUCUUCUUCUUCAUGUGGUACUUUCUGAACGUGAUUUUCAACAUUUUGAACAAGAAGAUCUACAACUACUUCCCGUAUCCAUACUUUGUGUCGGUGAUACACUUGGCAGUUGGGGUGGUUUACUGUCUGAUCAGCUGGGCCGUUGGCCUUCCUAAGCGCGCUCCUAUGGACUCGAACCAAUUGAAGUUGCUCAUCCCUGUUGCGGCGUGCCACGCACUCGGGCACGUCACCAGCAAUGUCUCAUUUGCAGCCGUUGCUGUCUCAUUCACACACACCAUCAAAGCUCUUGAGCCAUUUUUCAAUGCCUCUGCUUCUCAAUUCAUACUUGGACAAUCAAUCCCCUUGUCCUUGUGGUUGUCUCUGGCUCCUGUUGUUCUUGGUGUGUCAAUGGCAUCACUCACUGAGUUGUCAUUCAACUGGCUUGGAUUCAUUAGUGCUAUGAUUUCAAAUAUCUCCUUCACUUAUAGGAGUAUCUAUUCAAAGAAAGCCAUGACUGAUAUGGAUAGUACCAAUUUGUACGCUUACAUUUCAAUCAUCGCACUCUUUUUCUGCCUUCCACCUGCUCUCAUUUUGGAGGGACCUCAACUGCUUAAGCACGGCUUUGCUGAUGCAAUUGCUAAAGUAGGCCUUGUCAAAUUCAUUACUGAUCUCGUCUGGGUGGGGUUGUUUUACCAUCUCUACAAUCAGCUGGCCACCAACACCCUUGAGAGAGUGGCACCUCUUACACACGCAGUUGGAAAUGUGUUGAAACGUGUGUUUGUGAUUGGGUUCUCAAUCGUAAUCUUUGGUAACAAGAUUUCAACACAAACUGGUAUUGGAACGGCCAUUGCAAUUGCUGGAGUUGCUAUCUACUCUUACCUCAAGGCCAAGAUAGAGGAAGAGAAACGACAAGCAAAAGCUGCAUGAGAAGAAAGGAAGAAUGGGACAUCGAGGAAAUCUCACAUUGUAAAUUUCAUGAAUUUCCUUCAGGUUGGAAUGGCAGAUUGAGUAUCUAUUAUCUAUGUCAGAGUUUGUUCAAUUUCCUCUUCCCUUUUUCCCGCAUUGAUUCAGAAUACAAACACAUUCUAAUUUUCAAUGGUCUCAAUAAUGUAUCAAUUUAAUCUGCCCCUCAUAUAGAGCUCUUAAUCUUGAAGUCUCCCAUUGACA
Molecule: messenger RNA, 1476 nt
Organism: Fragaria vesca subsp. vesca
Lineage: Eukaryota; Viridiplantae; Streptophyta; Magnoliopsida; Rosales; Rosaceae
Product: triose phosphate/phosphate translocator TPT, chloroplastic-like
Exons: 12
Coding region: 10-1236 (408 amino acids)
Biological process (GO): transmembrane transport
Cellular component (GO): Golgi apparatus; membrane
Molecular function (GO): antiporter activity
Source: RefSeq, a predicted model, not a curated record